This is a messenger RNA of Eupeodes corollae, 1221 nucleotides long. Its product is annotated as cuticle protein 16.5. The transcript has 6 exons. The record is from RefSeq and is a predicted model, not a curated record. Bases 143 to 976 code for a protein of 277 amino acids. Lineage: Eukaryota; Metazoa; Arthropoda; Insecta; Diptera; Syrphidae.
UCAACUUUGAAUCAGUUUAAUUUUGUUACUGGAUACUGCAUAGUAAAUCUCUGACUUAACGAAACGUUUUAGUUUUGAUUAAAAAAUAAAAACAUCUUUUUUGUGAUAUAUAAAAAGUUAAUAUUUAUUAAAUACAUUAAAAAUGGCAUUUAAGGUUAUUUUCGUUAUCUCAGCUAUCGUUGCAUGCGUUCAAGCCGGCGGUCCAGCUGCUUACUCGAUCUCUGCUCCAAGUAUCGAUCAUGGAUCAGUAGGAAAUUCACAAGAACAUACUGUUAAGGGACAUUAUGGACAAAAUUCUCAAUCAGACUAUUCUAGCCAAGUUACUGCUGGUCAUGCUGUUUCACAUGUUUCCCGCUCAAGUACCACAAACGAUGCUGCUGUUGUUGCUCCAAGUUAUGGUGGUCACUUAGUUCAAGCUGCACACGCUAUUUCUGCCCCAGCAAUUGCCCACAGUUAUGCUCCAGCCAUCUCCCACGGAUAUGCUGCUGCUCCAGCACAAAUUUUGUCGCAUGGCUAUGCAGCUUCAGCACCAAUAUUGUCUCAUGGAUAUGCUGCUGCAGCUCCAAGUUACAUUUCAGCCGGUGCAGCAUUGUCACAUGGUUAUCUUUCUCAUGCACCAGCCACCUUAUCUCAUUCCUAUGCAGCACCAGCUUAUUCUUCGUACAUUGCUUCCGCCCCAGCAGCUGUAAAAGUCGCUGCCGCUCCAGCUUACGCUUCCGGUUACAUCUCACAUGCUCCUGCCUACUCUCAAAGCUAUGUAUCUGCUCCGUCUGCUUAUAAGAUAGCUGCUCCAGCUAUCGCCUACGGAUCCCAUGCUCCACAUGGUCUUGGAUUAGCUGCUGCCCAUUACGCUGCACCCGCCUAUGCUGCUCCAGCUUAUGCUGCCCAUGCUUAUGCUCCUGGUCCAAUUAUCAAAGCCGCCCCAGCUUUAGUGCAUACAUCCGUUGCCGGACAUGGCAUCCAUUAUGCAUACUAAACGAAAUAACAAUGUUGGCUUUAUCAUGGUGCUGUGUGUGUAAUUCAAACAGUACCACUAUACUUGAGACGAAAAAUAAAAAGGAACGAAAGCAUGAACAUGUCGAAAGGAAUGUUGUAAAGGAUGUGUGUUUUAUAAGAUUUUUUUGUAUAGUUUUUGUUAUAUUAAUUUAAGCUUAAAACAAAAUCGCGGUUGAAUGAGAGAAACAAACAUAAAAACAAAUAAAAGAAAAUUUAAAAAAAAAA